Molecule: messenger RNA, 3083 nt
Organism: Lepus europaeus (European hare)
Lineage: Eukaryota; Metazoa; Chordata; Mammalia; Lagomorpha; Leporidae
Gene: RNFT2
Product: ring finger protein, transmembrane 2
Exons: 11
Coding region: 337-1656 (439 amino acids)
Biological process (GO): positive regulation of ERAD pathway
Molecular function (GO): ubiquitin protein ligase activity
Source: RefSeq, a predicted model, not a curated record
CUCCCUGAGGUGGUGGGGAGCUCUGGGCGAAGCGUUCGGUCUGGAGCUCCGUCCCGCGUGCGAGCGUUGGUUCCAGAAUUCGGUUUUGUAGGAACUCACGGACCGCCUGCCUCCCGCAGAGAUUCGGAAACUGCGCGGAGAGCAAGCGUGCGAACCAGACCUUGGGCGUUGCAUUUAGGAGGGUUUGGAGCGUCCCAGCCAGCUCCCCUGACCUGUGCAUCCCUCCGGAGAGGAAGAGGAGGGAAGGCCUGCUGUCUCCGGGCUCCAGGGAUCCUCUCCCCGGCAGCAGCGCCGAAUGCCCGCCCCCGGUGUCAGCAGUAUGGAGUGCUGACGUCCAUGUGGCUACUCGCAGUGAAACAGGUGUUAAGGAAAAUGCAGAGACGCCACAGCAGCAACACGGAUAACAUCCCGCCUGAAAGGAAUCGCAGCCAGGCGCUCAGCUCUGAGGCCAGUGUGGAUGAGGGUGGCGUCUUCGAGAGUCUGAAGGCAGAAGCGGCCUCCCCGCCCGCGCUCUUCUCCGGUCUCGCAGGUGGCCUGCCCGCCAGCCCCUUCCCGGCCAGUCUGGUGCUGGGCGCAGCGGCCAGCGGCGGCGACGUGUUCAUCCAGAUGCCUGCGGCGCGAGAGGAGGGCGGCACCUUCCACCACCGGCCGCCCCACCACCACUUCCACCAUGGCCCCGGCACGCGCGGGGGCUCCCUGCUGCAACACGUGGGCGGCGACCACCGCGGGCACACGGAGGAGGCCGGCGAUGAGCAGCCGGGGACACCUGCGCCUGCCCUGUCCGAGCUCAAGGCUGUGAUGUGCUGGCUACAGAAGGGGCUUCCCUUCAUCCUCAUCCUCUUGGCCAAAGUGUGCUUCCAGCAUAAACUGGGCAUUGCUGUGUGCAUCGGGAUGGCCAGCACCUUCGCCUACGCCAACUCCACGCUCCGCGAGCAGGUCUCCCUAAAGGAGAAGAGGUCGGUGCUGGUCAUCUUGUGGAUCUUGGCCUUCCUGGCAGGGAACACCUUGUAUGUCCUCUACACCUUCAGUUCUCAGCAGCUGUAUAACAGCCUCAUCUUCCUGAAGCCCAACCUGGAGACGCUGGACUUCUUCGACCUGCUGUGGAUCGUGGGGAUCGCCGACUUUGUGCUGAAAUACAUCACCAUCGCCCUCAAGUGCCUCAUCGUGGCCCUGCCCAAGAUCAUCCUGGCUGUCAAGUCCAAGGGGAAGUUCUACCUGGUCAUCGAGGAGCUGAGCCAGCUCUUCCGCUCCCUGGUCCCCAUCCAGCUGUGGUACAAGUACAUCAUGGGGGACGACACCUCCAACAGCUACUUCCUGGGAGGGGUCUUGAUCGUCCUCUACAGUCUCUGCAAGUCGUUCGACAUCUGUGGCCGCGUGGGUGGCGUGAGGAAAGCCCUGAAGCUUCUCUGCACCUCCCAGAAUUACGGGGUGCGAGCCACGGGGCAGCAGUGCACAGAAGCCGGUGACAUCUGUGCCAUCUGCCAGGCCGAGUUCCGAGACCCUCUGAUUCUCCUGUGCCAGCACGUGUUCUGUGAGGAGUGCCUGUGCCUGUGGCUGGAUCGUGAGCGCACCUGCCCACUCUGCCGCUCAGUUGCCGUGGAUACCCUGCGCUGCUGGAAGGACGGGGCCACCUCCGCACACUUCCAGGUGUAUUAGGGCCGCCCCGGGAGAGGCAGGAGGGUCGGCGUCCCUAGGCCCAGCCCUGCACUGCUCCCGGCCGCCGGGGAGGUCUCCCAGGUAGGUCGUCCAUCCUCCCUCUGAGCCAAGCACCUGGUGAUGUGUGAAGGCCCCACCUGUUGGUGACUUUAACUUAGUACCUAGUACCUAGCACAUGAUGGUGCAUACUGGGGUGGAGCCUGGAGGUCACCGCCUCCCCCCACCGUGUACCCGGGAUAACCUGACGUAGUGAACACCUAGUGUGUGCCAGGCACACAGCAGGCCACACCCUGCGUGGAUCGCCUCCCGUCACUCUCACAGCAGUCCAGUGACAGGGGUCUUGUUGGUUCCCUCAUUUGACAGGUGAGAAACCUGGGGCACGGAGCUUGAUGGGGUAACUUUCCCAGGGUCACAAGUUUGCAGUACAGGCCCGGUCUGGCUUCCAGCGUGCAGCCAGCCUUGUGGUUCAGAUGCUGCAGGCGUGAGGCCUGGUGGGCGUGGUUUGCCAGCAGCACAGGAGGUGAGCCGAGGCCCUCCCUGGGUGAGAAGCAGCAUCGCAGGUGCAGAGCGUAUGAAAUACAGACCGCAUGGGGGACGCAGACUGUCAGCGUUAGUUCCUGAGUCUCCUGUGGCUGCGUCCAUGGAAAGACCGGGCCCUUAGAAUUGCUCUCUUCCUGGGCUGUGGAGGUGGGAGUGCCCACACCCACAGCGGCAUCGAGAAAGGUCAGCCUGGCCCAGGCAAGGGGAUCCUGGGCUUCCCCCUGGACUUCCCUACUCCUGCUCCUCCUCCUCCCAUUCCUCCUCCUCCCUUUCCUCCUCCUUCCUCCUCCUCCUCCUCCUCUGUGCUGUCCCUUGCUGAAGUCCCCGGCCUGUCGGUGGCUCCUGUGGCCGCUGCCAUCUCCCCAGCUCAUCUUCAGAGUAGAAGGGACGAGCCUGUUGGGAUUUCUCCCCAAACCAGGGUGGCAGCACAGAGCACAAUCCCAAUCUGUGUUUCUGUAAUCCUUGUGAUAAAAGCCCUGCCAGUGUCCACGGCAAAAUUAGGUCUCUGCCAGCAAAACUCUCCCUGCUCGGCGUCUGAAUGAGACGGCACAGGUGACCACACAUGAGCUGCUGGAAUCCUGCCCACCCUUCUCUCCCAACUCUAUUCUCUCAUUGUCAGCCUCAGCACCACGGCUGGUGCCAAUGACAGCAUUACAGGGAAAGCCAUCCGCAUAGCCAGUGAGCACACAAGCCCCAGGAGAAACUGGGGGAGGCUGAGUGCCCCCACCCAGUGGACUCGGGCCGUUGGUCCCUGAGUCCCGUUGGCCCCGCCACACCAGGACUCUCUCCUUAGCUCAACAUCCUGGCUUUGCUGGUCCCCAGCUGGACAUCGCUUCCAGGGCCGCGUGGCAUCUUUCAAGCUCUGUUGCCAUGGCAAUGGCUGUGGA